UCGCUAGCGCCUUUCCCCGCCAUUGGGUCAGCCUUCCAGCGCUGUGUCCACUGGGCGCCAGCCCCUUCGUCAGUGCAGAGUCGCAGAGAGCGCUAAGUGACCGCCAGGCGGGCGGCUGUUUGUUCACUGCCACCUCCUGGUGCAACUUUCUCCUACGACGACACACAAGAAGCGCCUCCGUAUCUCGUCUCCUCUCUGUAAUCCUCCAUCCCAAACCCACAGAACCGCCCGCUCCGACUCCCCCGACUCCUCCGACUCCUCCGCCUCCGUCCCGCCGUCGACAUCUCGUCCCAGCGCAUAACCCAAACUACCCCGCUCCCCGCGAGAUCGCCAAGAGCAGAUCCUCUAAAGCAACAUCUAGAACUUUGCCCAGUCAGACACCAUCACGAUGGCUGGUGACGAGGUGCACGAUGGCGCCUCGGUCAAGGAGCUCCUGAUCGAGGCCUGUCGCCGCGACAACACCGAACUCCUCACCGAGUGCCUCAAGGACAAGUCCGAUGCCGAAAUCACAAAGCUGCUGAACCAAACGACCACCAUCAUGGGCAACCACCUCUAUCACGAGGCCGCCUCCCGUGGAAACUACGACAUCAUCGAUCUCCUCCUCGACCAACCCGACUUCGAAUGCGACCCCGUCAACCGCCUCGAAGGCGACACCCCGCUGCACACCGCCGUCCGCUGGCUCAACUCGGAGCCUCCAGCCCAGCGAUCCUUUGGCUUCGCCCUCAUCGAGAUGAUGCUCGAGGCCGGUUCUAACCCUCGCGCUAAGAACAAGGCCCGCCUGACCGCCUUCCAGCUCGUUGACCCUCGCAACUCAGAGCUGCGUGACCUCAUCCAGAAACACGAGUUCACCAACCAGAACGCCGGCGACUUUAUUCCCGUCGAGCACACUGGGGUGGCUACUACUGGCCGUAAUUCACACCCCGUUGCUGACGAAAGCGACGAGGAUGCCGAGUUCAGCGGAAGCGAUGAUGAUGAGCGUGCCGAGUGGGAGAGGAGGAGGAAGGAGAAGAAGAGAUAGAGGUAGAGCACCCUACAGUUAUGGAUUGUGCUUAUAUGCGAGAAUGGCCUUGAGACGAGGCCUCGUCACAUCUAGCGCGGCGGCGGACCAAAAUGGUUGGGUAUGGAUCAUGACAUAUGAGCAAUAGAGCUUGUACAAGGUAGACUUGAAUAAGCAUUUUCAUUUAGGGUUAUCAAAAGGGUAUACGUGUGC
This is a messenger RNA of Ilyonectria robusta, 1210 nucleotides long. RefSeq lists its product as uncharacterized. NCBI's taxonomy places the organism in Eukaryota, Fungi, Ascomycota, Sordariomycetes, Hypocreales, Nectriaceae. The record is from RefSeq and is a predicted model, not a curated record. Bases 389 to 1018 code for a protein of 209 amino acids. The transcript has 3 exons. Gene Ontology annotation, molecular function: protein binding.